AUGGUUUUUGGAAAGAUUGGAAGUGUUUCGGCACUUGCACUGUUUGCCUACCUGUGGAUCCUGGCCGCUGGUGGACAACAGAAGAGUCCUGCCUGGAGUGGCUACUACAUAGACAAUGGCACCCACUAUAUGCUAUUCGAGGGACCAAGAAGCAAGGACCAGAGUUUCUUUCGAGGAAACAUAUCCACUAACCCAGCGAUAAAUGCCCUGGAGGCAGUGGACUAUCUGCCAACGCGAAUUGUGAAUGGCAAGAGGAUCAAGUGCACCAGGGCGCCCUACCAGUGUGCCCUGCAUUUUGACAACUACUUCAUUUGCGGAUGUGUCAUACUUUCCCGUCGCUGGAUCCUCACUGCCCAGCACUGCAAGGUUGGCGGUCCCGGGAGAUACACGGUGCGAGCUGGUUCCGCACAACAGAGGCGGGGUGGCCAACUCCGGCAUGUGCAGAAGACAGUGUGCCAUGCGGGCUACAGUGAGUACACGAUGAAGAACGACCUGUGCAUGAUGAAGCUGAAGUCGCCACUGAAACUCGGCCGGUGUGUCCAGAAGGUGAAGCUGCCCGCGAGGCGAUGUAAGCGUGUGCCCAAGUGCUAUUUGGCCAGCGGCUGGGGUCUGACCUCCGCCAACGCCCAGAAUGUUCAGCGGUAUCUGCGCGGCGUUGUUGUCUGCAGAGUGAAGCGAGGCAAGUGCCAGAAGGACUAUCGCGGCACCGGGAUCAAGAUCUACAAGCAGAUGAUCUGCGCCAAGCGGAAGAACCGCGACACCUGCUCGGGUGACUCUGGCGGACCGCUGGUCCACCAGGGUGUCCUCUACGGGGUCACUUCCUUUGGCAUCGGUUGCGCCAGAGCCAAAUACCCAGGUGUCUAUGUCAAUGUGUGUCUGUACGUUCGCUGGAUAAAGAAAGUUAAUCGAAAGUAUUAA
Molecule: messenger RNA, 918 nt
Organism: Drosophila elegans
Lineage: Eukaryota; Metazoa; Arthropoda; Insecta; Diptera; Drosophilidae
Product: trypsin alpha-3
Exons: 1
Coding region: 1-918 (305 amino acids)
Biological process (GO): proteolysis
Molecular function (GO): serine-type endopeptidase activity
Source: RefSeq, a predicted model, not a curated record